Naegleria gruberi is the source of this 3566-nucleotide messenger RNA. RefSeq lists its product as uncharacterized. Lineage: Eukaryota; Heterolobosea; Eutetramitea; Acrasida; Naegleriidae. The record is from RefSeq and is a predicted model, not a curated record. Gene Ontology annotation, biological process: protein ubiquitination. Gene Ontology annotation, molecular function: protein binding. Bases 1 to 3546 code for a protein of 1181 amino acids. The transcript has 2 exons. Gene Ontology annotation, cellular component: nucleus; Cul4-RING E3 ubiquitin ligase complex.
AUGGCAAUACCACCACGGCUGUUCGUCAACAAUAUUAGUCGAUUGGUAUCUAAUAGUAAUAAUAAUAACAAUGUUAAUAAUAAUAAUAAUAACAAUAAUGAAUCUGCUACGACUCUGGGAAGAACACAUCAAGCAAUUAAUACACCUAGGAAUGAAACAUCAUCGUCUGUUGUACAGAAUAAUAAUAACAUUUCUAAUAUCACCACCCCACAACCUACUCAUGUUUUAACACCAAAUGUCCAUAAACAUCUUCCUCCACAAACUAUGGGGAGUGUUCCUGUUGGAAUAUCGGAAAUUGUUUCACAAUUAGUUGGAAAGUUUCUGCCCCCUGAUGAUGAUUUUGAAGAUGAUGAUGAUUUUCUUUCAAAUAUAGAAAAGCAAACCAAUGCUUUAAAUAUGAUAUCAUCAAUAGUUGAACAUUAUGAAGACAUGUAUCAAGACUUGACAGAUCAUCCAUUACUAGAUUUGAGAGGAGAUUUUGGAAUUGGUACUCUUCUUCAAAUUACUGGAGAGGAAUUUAUCGAAGAAAUUAUUCAAUAUUUAAUGCAUUACAUUUCAGGAGAAUAUAAUUCUGAAGAGGAACAAGUUAAAAAAAACUUUUUACUUUCAAUUUUACGUACUUUACACAUGAUUUAUCCUGCUGGAUUUGAAAAAACUUUUCUAAUGGAUGAAAUAAUGACAUUCUUUUCAAAGGAAGUGAAAGAAUUUAUUAAUACUUCCAAUAGACCAACGAGUGACAAUGAAUUUUUAUUUAAUUAUUCUAAAUAUGUAUACUGUCUUGGAUUAUUAGGAAGUAUUAGUAGGAAUUCAUCUGAUGCAACAACAUUUUAUAUUCAAGAUGAAAUUCCACAACUUUUGUGCAAUAGAUUCAAACAAAAAUUAGAACAUAUUCCAAAAAGACAAAAGAAAAAGUUGGAUAUUAAAAAUUUCAAUAUAGACUGUAGAACUUUCUCUGGAGAAUUUCCAACUAUAAUUGAACUAGAAUAUCAGGAAUUACGUAACUUGGUUUCUUGUCUCAGUUUUCUUGGAGAAUACAUUGAAGUCAUUCAAUUUAUUAUGCAAGCUGGUGGUGCUUCUAUAAUUUUACCAUUACUCAAAUCCAAAGACAAAUACUUAAUGUCAGAUGGUCUUAAAAUGUCAGACUCUCUACUUGCACAUGUAUCAUUUGCUCAAAAUUUUGUUGAAAAAGGAUGUCUAGGAUCUCUACUCAAAUUACCAGCUAUUAAUUAUUUAUCGGGUGGUCUUUCCUUAUGCCUAUCAAGUAUUGCAAGCUAUCCAGAUAUCAUGGAUAAAGUGUUUAAAAAUGAAACUAUUACUGACAAAUUAACAGAGAUGGGAAUAGGAUUUUUACAAUCUAAUCAUAGUGAAUUGAGAAAAUAUGGUUGUCAAUUCUUUCAAAAUGCUUUUGCCUAUGUUUCUGUUGUAACUAAGUUUGAUAAGGAAUCAGGGUUGAGUAUUUUACUUUUGGAAUGUGAAGUACCAAGUGGUAGAACUGGUAUUUCUUUAUUGUUGGGUUGUUCUACAGUAGAGAGGGAACCUUUUGUUGUAGAAGCAGCACUGAGGACUAUACAUAACAUGUUCUUCCCACACUCUAAACCAAUGUCAUAUCUAAUUCCUAUUAGAAAAAAUUUAUGUGAAGUUUUCCGUAAUAAUGAUGGUAUUAGAGUAUUGUUAGAUAAUUUAUAUAAUUAUGAUGACCCAAGUAAUUUAAAUAUUUUGAGAAAAUUAUGUUGUGACAUUUUGAUAGAACUUACAAAUGAUUCAGCAAUUAAUCAAAUUCUUAUCAAAAUUGAAAUUGGUGGAUUAUUAACAGAUUUACUAAAAGAGAAGCAAAAUGAAGAACAAUAUGAAUCUUUUAAUCAACUAAAAGAAUCUGCUCUUAAACUAUUAGAAAAAGUAACAGGUAGAAAGUCAAAAACUGUCAUAAGAGAAGCCAAGGAUGAUACUCUUGUCAGAUUAGAAAAAGCAACUAUUGCAUCAAAUACCCAUAUUACUUAUAGACAAGAUGAACUUUUACAAUUAAUUCAUGAAUAUUUGGAUAAUAAGGGAUUGGUUGAAUCUGCCAAAUGCCUAAUGAAAGAAGCGAAAAUCCCCAAAUCUAGUUUGAACUUUCAAAUCCCUUCUUUACCAAAACCAAAACCUUUACUAGAUAGAAUUGUAGUUAAUUAUCUUCGUCAACAACACAGAGAAUGUGAAGAACCUAUUGCUGUUCUCCCAGAAUUUUCAUUAUUUCACAAACAUUGUUGUCCUAAACAAGGAAAUUCUCUAAAAAGUUCUAAAUGUUUAGUAAGAAGAUUAAAUUCCAGGAAAAUUUCAAUACAUCCACGUGAUAUAGGAUAUGAUUUUCAAAGAAAGAAUAGAAAAUUCCUAUACUCUAGAUUGAAAUAUUCUAAUACUGUUAUUGGUGAAUCUGAAAUUAUUUCUUCAAUUGCAUUUGCUCCUGAUUCUUCUAAAAUUUACUGUUCUUCUGAUGAAGGAGAUUUAUUUAUAUAUGAUAGAAAUGGAGGAGAUUUAGUAGAUCAAGUUAAAAUAUUCGAAGAUUCUCCACUGAGAGGUAUUCAAUUCUCAACGGAUAGAUUAAUAGAACCUCGUUUCCUAGCUUGGGGAGAGAAUUCCUCCUUUUUAUAUGGUAUUAAUUCAUUAAGACAGCCAUUAUUUGAAUAUAAGGAUUGUUUCUCUGCUACUUUUAGUAAUGGUAAUGAUCUAGUUGCUGCAAGUAGUUUUGAUACAACAAAGAUUUACAAUAUUGCACACGGUGAAAUUAUUGCAACAUUCAAUGAUUUAUCUAGUGAGAAUGAAACUAUUGCAUGUUUUAGUCCCUAUGAUGACUUGGUACUAGCAAAUGCAUGUUUAUGGGAUAUAAGAAUUCCUAGAUCAAUUCACAGAUUUGAUCGUUUGAGCCAAAUUAGAUUUAAUCAUUUCAAUUCUAACGGUCUUGAAGUUAUUAUUAAUAGUGAAAUUUGGGAUUUAAGAACAUUGAAAUUAUUAAAUACAUGUUCUUCACUCAAAGAUGCCACCUAUGUUAGAUUUAAUAAUGAUAAGUCUGUCAUGUUUGCAGGUUAUAACAAUGCUUCACAAGAUAUGAUUCAUGAAACAUUAUCCAAUACCUUCAAAGUAAUAGAUACAUCUUCAUAUCAAUUAUUGUCUUCCCACACUUUUGAAAGACAUGAAAUUCACGAUAUUUCUAUUGAUCCAGUUUAUAAUUAUGUUUCCUUACUAUCCCAUAAUUCACCAUUCAGCUCGGUUAAAAUUUAUGAGAUUGGGCAAACAAAAGGUGAUGUUCCAUAUGAAGAUGAUGAUGAUGGAGAUGAACAUAUGGAAAGUGAUCAAGAUUCAGAUAGUGAGGACGAUGAUGAAGAUGAUGAGGAUGAUGAAGAAGAUUUGUUUGGAAAUCAUCCAAUAUUUGAUGAUGGAGAUGAAGAUUUCAUGUCAGAUGAUGAAAGUAUAAUAAUAGUAGAUGAUGAAGAUGAAGAAGAUUUUGAUGAAGAAGGUGACAAUCAUACAGAAAUAGUCUACGACUUGGAUGAUGAUGAAGAAUUACAAUAAAUUUAAUCAUCAAGACUAAA